AUGUCCGCUGUUGCUAGACGAUUUCCUGGGGACAACUCUAGUACUCGAAAUAAACAUUUGAAGAAAUACUUUGGUACGGCUGAUAGUUUGGAUAACAAUCUGGAAUUGAAUGCCGGCAACUCUGAGCGGGACGUCGAUAUGGGCUCUGACAAGGAGUUAUCCACAAAUGACCUGGAUCCCAGUGGUUCACAAAAUUUGGAUGCAGAAGACCAGGAGGAAACUCAUACACUAGACAAUGCAAUCGGAUUUCAUACCUACGAAUCGGAUGGGGAGCAAUCUGAGCGCUCUGACUACUCGCGCGGGAGUUGGUACCAUAUCCCAACACCCCCUCCUUCUCCCCCAAGCUCCCCUCCACCCGACCAGGAUGUUCCUGAACCAUUAGAGGAUGAAGACGGGUUUCAAAACCUCAACGCUAUUGAUUUUCGCAAGUAUGAUCGAUGGUACGCUGAGCCGGAUACUGGUGAAGAUGUUGAAAUGCAUGCUGAGACUCUGACAGACAAAGAGGUCGACAGCAUUAUAAUGCUUGCGAUCCGACAAUUUGGCACAGUUACACAAAGCAACUACGAGCGCAUUCAAUACUCAUAUCAACAUAAACUGCAGCUUCUCACAUCCCACCGCUUGCAAACUCGAAUUGCAAAGCUUUCCGGUGUCAACCCAGUUAAUGUUGACUGCUGUAUUAAUGUUUGUCACGCAUUUACUGGGAAAUACGCCAAAGAAACUAUUUGCUUGGUAUGCAACGCGCCUUGCUACGACUUCAAGAAUCGCCCACAACAGGUCUUUCAGUACCUUCCUGCAUCCCCGCGCUUUCGCGCUUACUUCAACAAUCCUGACUUAAUCCGCAAGAUGCUAUACCAACAUGAAUUCAAGCAUCGGCUUGGACGUAUCAACGAUUUUUUCAAUUCUCAGAUCUACGAGCGGCUGCUGAGGACGAACAUUGUCAUUGAUGGUGCAGAUACUGGCGUCCAACACUUCCCGGGAAAGCACGACAUUGCCAUUGCCGUUAUGUCCGACGGUGUCAACAUCUUCGAUCAGGGCUCCAAGGAGACUAACACGUGUUGGCCGAUCAUGGCCCAGAACCUCAACUUGCCGCCGGAGGAACGCGCCCAGAUGCGCAAUCUUAUUCCAUUAGGUGUAAUUCCCGGGCCAAACAAGCCCAAGGAUUUCGACUCAUUCCUUGUCCCGUUUGUUGAGGAAUGCAUUGAUCUUGCAAAAGGCAUCGACACAUAUAAUGCGAUGACUGGUCAAACAUUCACCUUGCGUGUCCACCCAGUCAUUAUCUCUGGCGAUAUGCAGGCUAUCAAGUACCUGCAGAACUUCAAAGGUCCAAAUGGUCGUGUCCCGUGCCGUGGGUGCUUGAUGGUUGGCGUCUACCACGCAGACAAAAAGACUUAUUACAUACCUCUAGCUGAGCCUAUUGCUACUGACAGUUCAUCGGCUAACGUUAACUCAUACAAUCCCCACAAUCUCCCACUUCGUACUGACAAGAAGACAAGUAUUCAAACUAGGAAAAUCGACGAAGCUCUGACUGCUGGCCUUGCGGAAGACUUACGCAAAAGAACUGGUAUCUGUGGUCCUUCAAUUCUUGAUCGCAUUCCCUCCAUCCAACGCCCAUCUUCGUAUCCUCAUGAAUUCAUGCAUCUAUUUUUACUUAACCACGGCCCAGCUCUGGUCUCGCUCUGGGUUGGUACUCAUCCUGGCAUAUCCGAUGCUGGCUCCGGCUAUUACUUGCUCUUGCGUGCUGUCUGGACCGCUAUUGGAAUUGAGACUGAAGAAGCAACAUACCUACUGCCGGCAAGGUUUAUUCGACCCCUCCCCAAUAUUGCUACCAGUGUCAACCUCUAUAACGCUGAGUCUUGGUCUUUCUGGCUUGUCUACAUUGGUCCUGUGGUGCUACGAGGCCGACUCCCGCCGAAAUACUACAACCAUUACUUACAACUCGUUAGCAUUCUCAAAUGCUUGCUCAACCUCGAGAACACCACACAGCGGAUCGAAGAGCUCAAACAGGAAAUUAUUGAAUAUGUAGAAAAAUUUGAAGAAUACUACUAUCAGUACGAUUACAACCGCUUGAGCGUGUGUCGACUUACGCUCCACGCUCUGCUUCACGUCGCCAACGAUGUUCUCCGCUGUGGUCCUGUAUGGGUUGCUUGGUCGUUCUCUGUUGAGCAAUACUGUCGGGAGAUUGUUGGAUGCGCAAGGUCAAAAGUUGUUCCAUAUCCUACCAUUAAUCGGCAUAUUCUCCAAAUGGCUCAACUUGCUUCGGUCGCUUGUCGCUUCCCAAUUAUCCGCAAGGCAAUGCUCUUUGGAAAAUCUCAAGCACCCGUCCGAUCCAGUAAGAUGGAAAUGAUAUACCAUGGUUACCCCAAUACAAUUCUCCGCUACCCCCAUCUGCCCGGAUUUCCCCUCAACCCCCACGUACGCCGCCGUCUAGCUCAAUAUUUCCACACCAACUACCAAGAAUGGACUUUCCAUGCUUGGUUGGCGUUCAUUCCUGACCGUGCUGAACGCUGGGGAAAGCUCCAAAUCCCAGAAGGUGAUAGCGUUCGUUGUGCGGCCGUUGUCGAUCCUCUCUUGUCGUACGGCAAGCGUGACUCCUCUUUUGUUCGAUACGAAUUUCAAAGGGAUUUGAAUGAAAACUUUCGUAAUCGACCUUGCAACAUGGUCGAUGCGUUUGGAUAUGGACGCCUUGACUUUAUCAUUGCGCUUACGCUCCCACGCAGCGAGAAGUUCAAGAUUGACGAGCCAACACUUCAUAUAUUGGCGCAUAUAACUGAGGCCAAGGGUGCAGAGGGCGAUGCGGCAACAGAUUUUGUCUCUUUUACACAGUUUGGUCGCUCGAUUAUUCUCGAUGUCACAUCAGUUCAGAGGGUUGUCGGCCGAAUUUACACUAAGGGCGUCAAGGAGUUAGGGGAGUGGUAUAUCAUUGACCGGACCCUCGACUGUUGCGAAACGGUAUUUCAUCCGGCCGAGCAUCCAUACGACGACGAUUAA
Molecule: messenger RNA, 2988 nt
Organism: Rhizoctonia solani
Lineage: Eukaryota; Fungi; Basidiomycota; Agaricomycetes; Cantharellales; Ceratobasidiaceae
Product: Transposase family tnp2
Exons: 8
Coding region: 1-2988 (995 amino acids)
Source: RefSeq, a predicted model, not a curated record